ACUGCUCUUAAUGGUUUAUUUUAUUUUGAUUUUAUUUAUUUUUUAAUUCAUAGGUUGCAUUAAAUAAUUAUGAUGAUUUCGCAAAUUAUUUUUGUUUAAUUUACUCCACCCAUUCAUUUCUUAUUGAAUUAAUCACAGGAGCCAUCCUGCAAGCUUUGGUGCAUGCAACUUUCCUCUUUCAAAUAUUACAUCUGCAAAGUAUAAUACAUAUACAGAGCAGGUGUAAAAGGGUUCAAAUUAAGUGGUCUAAAAUGGUGUCCAGUGUAGUCCAGCACUCACUGCAAAAUGGCAGUCUGUUGUCUCAUUUCCUGUCUAUGCAGGAAGUGAAGGCUUAAAGAAAUAAUUUUAUUAACAUAAAGAUCACUACUGUCCUUCGUAACCACUAAUCAGUUUUCCAACUACUACCCCUGUGGGGUAAAAUUAACUUGAGCACUGAAUUUAUCUUCAAAACUAGUUUUUAUUUGAAAUAAAAGGGGUGGGACUUUCGUGCAUCACCUGAGCCCUGGGUAAAUGGAGAGAACGUCAAUCAAAGGCUAAGCUCAGAGCUGGGAAGGAGCUUUAGAUGGCGGAUGAACCUUGGGAAGGGGAGAGCGCUGAGCCUCGCAGGGCUCUCGAUAGCACUUGUAUCUCAACUUUGGUGAACUUUGAGUGCCUCCCGGGGCACCGUAAACGCGCGAAAUCGUUCGUUUUAUUACGUUUCGGACUGUAGAGACGUUAACGCGCACGUUUUGCGACUUUGUUUCGUCGAAAACGGCUCUGGUGUGUGCGUAGAGUGGCCAGUCGUUGUUUUCCCUGCCUUGCACUGGCAGCCAUGGCGGUCCUCCAUUUUUAGUGCACUCUGCUGGGCUCUUCUCACACUCUCUCACUCUCUCUCUCCAUUCAAAUAGCCAUCGGUGGAUUACUGCAAUUAUUUUUAUUUCCGAAUAUUAUUCCGAUUGUUAUUUUCGUCUCAAUCCUGUAAUAUUUUUUUAUUUUUCUUCUUGUUAUGGCCAAAGUAACAAAUCGGAUAUUUUGUCAGAUGUGAAUGUACUGCUACAAUCCUCCUCCUGUCAAUGCAAUAGGUAUGUUUACAUAGUUUCUUUUUCAAUGUCGAUUUUAUUUGCUAUCACCGUUAUGUUUUAAUCGUCCUUUGUUUGAUGACGCAGUAAGAAUUUAUGCAUGUGGCUCUGAAUCGGUUGCCUUGAAAUGCCAUCGACACAUGGAUAUUUGACAUCGAAUAGAGUCGAGCAGGUGUCAUUUCAACUGCGAUGCCUUUUGAUUUAAGAGAUAAUAUAAAUAUUUAUUUAUUUUAAAUUAUACGACGCCAACUUGCCUUGUCCAUAUAGCGCAGCGGCAGGACUUUUUUUUUUUUUUUGAUGGUUCAUCCCACUUUAAACUUUUGACAGUUAAUACCUGGACAAAAGACCAUCAUUAACAAAUCCCAAGACAAAAUCAUGAUGAAGAAUAAGAAUAAAAAGCAGGAAGAUGAAGGCUCGACUCAAAGCAAUGCUUCCAGCAAUUCGGCAUCAGAGGAAUCAAACCGCUCUGGAUCGGAGUCUGGGAGUCAGUCUGAGAGCGAGCAAGGAAGUGAUAGAGCUCGUUCCCGGCGUUCCCAGUCCAACAGCACAUCUGAUUCUGAGAGCCAUUCGGAGUCGGGCAGUGAAUCCGCUGGGUCCAAAUCCCAUCAGACCUCAGCGCAGGUCAAAGACAAACCAGUCAGGAAGAAAGACAGCCUGGCAGAUGUGAAGAAGAUGUGGGAGGAACAUCCAGAUAUUUAUGGCGUUAGAAGAUCCAGUCGCAGCAGACAAGAGCCUGCACGCCUCAACAUUGGAGCCGAGGGCAGCAGUGAUUCAGAGAGCGAAAGUCCCAAAAGAAAAAGCCCACGGCAGAAAAAGAAAGAGCCACAGACCAAAUCAUCUGCUGGUAAGCAGCAGUCACAAAAGGGACGGAAACAGAGGAAGCAGGAGUCCUCAGACGAAGAAGAUGAGGAUGAUGACGAUGAUGAGGAGGAUACCCCAAAAAGACAAACAAGGCGGCGAGCAGCAACUAAAGUCAGUUACAAGGAGGACCAGAAUGAUUUCGAGACGGACUCUGAUGACCUUAUUGAAAUGGCAGAAGGAGCCGAGGAGCAACAGGACGAUGACAGUGAAACCAUUGAGAAGGUCCUUGAGACCAAAAUUGGCAAAAAAGGAGCUACUGGAGCUUCCACAACUCUCUAUGCUAUUGAGGAAAACGGGGACCCUGGAGCAGACUUUGACCCUGAGAAAGAUGAAGGGGAAACUCAGUUCCUCAUCAAGUGGAAAGGCUGGUCCUACAUCCACAGCACCUGGGAGAGUGUAGAUUCCCUCACUCAGCAGAAAGUCAAAGGGAUGAAAAAGCUGGAAAACUUCAAGAAGAAAAACGAAGAGCUUAAUGCUUGGUUGAAGAAAGCAUCACCUGAAGAUUUAGAAUAUUACAACUGCCAGCAAGAACUAACCAAUGACCUGAGCAAGCAAUUUCAGAUAGUAGAGAGAGUGAUCGCAACAAGAACUGGGAAAUCACAACCACCAUCAGACGUUACCUCCCAAAAAACCAGUUCCAGCGAGCCAGAGUAUCUGUGUAAGUGGAUGGGGCUGCCGUAUGCAGAGUGCACAUGGGAGGAUGGCGCAUUAAUCAGAAAGAAAUUUCAGGCCUGUGUUGAUAGUUUCCAAAACAGAAAUGCAUGUAAGACAGUUCCUUCCAAAGAUUGCAAGGUAUUGAAACAGAGGCCAAGAUUUGCGGCCUUGAAGAAGCAGCCUUCUUACAUCGGAGAUGAGGUCCUUCAACUCAGAGAUUACCAGUUAGAUGGAGUGAACUGGCUUGCUCACUCCUGGUGCAGGUGUAACAGUGUUAUCUUGGCUGAUGAGAUGGGCCUGGGGAAGACCAUUCAGACGAUCUCCUUCCUUUCCUAUCUUUUCCAUCAGCACCAGCUUUAUGGUCCGUUCCUCCUGGUGGUACCUCUGUCAACCCUCACUUCUUGGCAGAGGGAGUUUGAUACAUGGGCCCCGGACAUGAAUGUAGUGGUGUACCUGGGAGACGUCACGAGUAGAAAGACAAUCCGGGACUAUGAAUGGAUCCACCAGCAGACAAAAAGAAUCAAGUUCAAUGCACUUUUGACCACAUAUGAAAUUCUACUGAAGGACAAGGGAGUGCUGGGGAAUAUAAACUGGGCUUUCCUCGGAGUUGAUGAAGCUCACCGGCUAAAGAAUGAUGACUCGCUGCUAUAUAAAACUCUGAUCGACUUUCGAUCCAAUCACAGGCUACUCAUUACUGGGACCCCACUGCAGAAUUCGCUCAAAGAGCUGUGGUCCCUUCUGCACUUUCUUAUGCCUGACAAGUUUGAGUCCUGGGAGGAUUUUGAGGAUGAGCAUGGUAAAGGCAGGGAUAAUGGUUAUCAGAGCCUCCACAAAGUUCUGGAGCCAUUCCUACUGCGUCGUGUCAAGAAAGAUGUAGAGAAAUCCCUGCCGGCUAAAGUGGAGCAAAUCCUCAGAGUUGACAUGUCUGCCCAGCAAAAACAGUUCUACAAAUGGAUCCUAACAAGAAACUACAAAGCCUUGUCUAAAGGCACCAGAGGCAGCUCUUCUGGCUUUCUGAACAUUGUCAUGGAACUGAAGAAAUGCUGUAACCAUGGUUUUCUCAUCAAACAACCAGAGGAGGUCGAGAAUGAAAAAACACAUGAGCACCUACAGAGCUUGGUGCGAGGCAGUGGGAAACUGGUUCUGCUGGACAAGCUUCUCACGCGUCUCAGGGAGAGAGGCAACCGUGUGCUCAUCUUCUCUCAGAUGGUCCGAAUGUUGGACAUCCUUGCUGAAUACCUGUCUUUGAAACGAUAUCCAUUUCAGCGUUUGGACGGCUCCAUCAAGGGAGAGCUCAGAAAACAAGCACUGGACCACUUUAAUGCAGAAGGCUCUGAGGACUUCUGUUUCCUGCUGUCCACCCGAGCUGGAGGGCUUGGCAUUAACCUAGCUUCUGCCGACACAGUGGUUAUCUUUGACUCAGACUGGAACCCACAAAAUGAUCUUCAAGCCCAGGCCAGAGCCCACAGAAUUGGCCAGAAAAAGCAAGUGAAUAUCUAUCGUCUGGUCACAAAAGGCACAGUGGAGGAAGACAUUAUUGAAAGAGCCAAAAAGAAGAUGGUACUAGACCAUCUUGUGAUUCAGAGGAUGGACACCACUGGGCGAACCGUACUGGAUAACAGCUCCGGAAAUUCAAAUUCAAACCCCUUCGGUAAAGAAGAAUUGACAGCAAUCUUGAAGUUUGGAGCAGAGGAUCUGUUUAAGGAACCUGAGGGGGAGGAAUCAGAACCACAGGAAAUGGACAUUGAUGAGAUCUUGCGGCUUGCUGAAACCAGAGAGAGCGAUCAAGGAUCUAGUGCUACAGACGAGCUUCUGUCACAGUUUAAGGUUGCUAACUUCACCAUGGAUGAAAGCACACCAGAUCUUGAGGAGAAGCCUAUACGCGACUGGGACGAGAUCAUUCCAGAGGAGCAGCGGCGGAAGGUGGAGGAAGAGCAGAAGCAGAAGGAGAUGGAAGACAUCUACAUGCUGCCCAGAAGCAGAUCUAAAAAGAGGGCGCAGGCCAAUGACAGCGACAGCGACGUGGGAUCCAAACUGAAGCACAGAUCCUCGGCUUCAGACAGUGAAACAGAUGAUAGUGAGGAUGACAAACGGCCCAAGCGAAGAGGCAGGCCGAGAGCUCGCAAAAACAAUGUGGAGGGAUUUACUGACGCAGAGAUCCGCAGGUUUAUAAAAGCAUACAAGAAAUUUGGAGCUCCGCUUGAGAGGUUGGAGGCGAUUGCCCGUGACUCUGAGCUGGUGGAUAAGUCCAUUGCAGACCUGAAGAGACUGGGGGAACUGGUGCACAACACCUGUGUGACUGCAGUGCAGGAGCAUGAGGAGCACAUGAAAGAAAAUCCUGUGGAAGCUAAAGGCCCGGGGAAAAGACGAGGCAUUAACAUAAAGAUCUCUGGAGUUCAGGUCAAUGCUAAGUCUAUUAUCCAGCACGAAGAGGAGUUUGAACCACUACAUAAAGUUGUGCCUUCAAAUCCUGCUGAAAGAAACAAAUUUCAGCUGACCUGUCGGGUGAAGACUCCACACUUUGACGUAGACUGGGAUAUUCAUGAUGACACACAACUGUUACUGGGUAUCUAUGAACACGGCUACGCCAACUGGGACCUGAUCAAGACCGAUCCUGAUCUCAAACUUUCUGAGAAGAUUCUCCUAGAUGACCCUGAUAAGAAACCUCAGGCAAAGCAGUUACAGAUGCGAGCAGACUACUUGCUUAAGAUGCUGAAGAAGGAGCAAGAAAGCCAAGAUUCUGCUAAAACGGGAGAUGAGACCAAACCCAGAAAGAGGAAACCUCGAAUGAAGAACAAGGCCCCUAACAAUGAUCUGGUCAAUGAAAUCACCUCUCCUCGUCUCUCCGACAACCUGUCAGAAGAGGGAGAGGUGAAGGACGAUGGAGCUGAAAAAUCACCCACAAAGAAGAAACAGAAAAAGGAUAACAAAGAGAACAAAGAAAAAACAGGAACUCCUAAAAAAGAGAAGGAGGGGGACAAAGACAAAAAGCGUUCAAAGUCCAAAAAAGAGAAGGCCAAACCAGGAGGAAGAGGGAAGAAAGCUCAAGGCCCUGUGCACAUCACUGCAGGAAGUGAGCCUGUACCAAUUGGAGAGGAAGAUGAUGAGCUGGACCAGGAAACAUUCAGCAUUUGUAAGGAGCGGAUGAGGCCGGUGAAGAAGGCUCUGAAGCAGUUGGAUAAGCCAGACGAGGGGCUGUCAGUGCAGGAGCAGCUGCAGCACACUCGUACCUGCCUGCUAAAGAUCGGAGACCGCAUCACAGAGUGCCUUAAAUCGUACAGUGACCCAGAGCACGUCAAGACCUGGCGCAGAAACCUCUGGAUUUUUGUUUCUAAAUUUACUGAGUUUGGUGCCCGGAAACUGCACAAGCUGUAUAAGAUGGCUCAAAAGAAGCGCUCCCAGGAAGAAGAGAAAGAGCAAAAGAAGAAAGAUGAUCCUGCCAAGAAAAAACCCUUCAGACCAGAACCGUCUGGAUCUAGUCGGGACUCUGCAGGAACCCCGCAUGCACCCAAACCCCAUCCUCCAGUCAACCAUCUGCCUGGACCUCCCCCUCACGCCCACCACAGAGAGUACAACCAGCCCAAUAAAAGGCACUUUCCUAAUGACGAUAGGGGAGACUGGCAAAGAGACCGCAAGUACAGCUACCCAGGUAACAGCAAUCAGUCCUGGCAAGGGGAUCGGCAUCACCCGUAUGACACUCACAGGUACAAGGACCAUCAUUACGGUGACCGUCGUCCUCAUGGUGACUAUCGCAGCUCAGGAGGUUACCGCAACAGCGGAUCCCCUCGCAAACGACCCUAUGAGUAUGGUAAUGAUAGAGAUCAUCGUGGCCAUAGAGACUAUUAUGACAGACAUCCAGACCCUAAGAGAAGGCGUUCCGAUGAAUACCGCUCCCCGAACUAUCACCCAGGUGGAGGAGGGCAUCCACAGGACUUCAGAAGGAUGCCGGACCACAGGGGACCCCCUGGAAACCAUGGCCCCAUGGGGCCCGAUCACUACCGCCCCUUCCACCCUGACAAACCCCCACCCCUGCUUGACCCCCGUUCACCUCAGUCUCAGAAAUCCCCCCUUGAGCCCAUCUCACCUGCUAUGGAAAGAACUGCAGAGCAGAAACCUGUGACGGACUUUAAUUGGAACAACAGGAAGACGUGAGGUGAAUACUUGGUUAGUGCAGGGACGGUCUGUACUGCCAAAGGAUGUGUCAGAAAGGCCACCUUAGGCAAUAAAUGGAGCUUCCACCAAGCUCCUCUUUAUCGCCACUGUGUCCUCCGCUCUCUUCUAGGUUUCACAACCAGGUUAAGUCAGCCAUUUUGGACUGAGGAGACAGAACAAAGCAUGGUUAGUCCUAUGGACUAUGAUUGAACUUGAUGAAGUGUUGAAGUAUGCCUAAGUUAGAAAGUGCCUCAUGUAUUUGGUCUUUGUUGAGAGACAUUAGCAGAAAGGGAAUAUCCCCAAAGCGAACUUUUCUUUGAUGUUCAUGUCUUUUUGCUUUCGUGUUAUUUUGGUUUGUGCAAAAAAUGAUUUUUUUCAUGAAAGUAGCCUUUGUGGGAGGAGAAAAAAGGAAUCGUUUUAAUUGCACCUUCAGAUGUUGAUUCAUAAUUUUGUUGAGCUCUUCGAAACUGUCGCUUUUGCUUUCUGAAAUGCCCAGACCCCUGUGAUCGUACGUCAUUUUGAGGAAAGAAAAUCAAGUAAUUACAUGUACAUUUUUGUCUUUUGUCUUGUGUGAUGAGCAACAAUUACUGGAAUUGUUUUUCUCGAAUUAUCGAGUCCGCGAAAUGCGUCUUUGCUAUUGCAGACCCGCCACUUGUUAAUAUUGCCCUGUUGGAGGACAGUAGCCUUGUUUUAAAAACAAAGAAGGAAAAAAAAGGCUAAACAGUAUUCAGGGUCUAUGAAGACCUUGUCAGAACACUAGAUAAUCAUAACACGUAAGCUAUCUUUGUUUUUAUUUUCUUAUAUCUGCAACACUUGGCACCACUUAAGUCCACUUUAUGGUCAGUGCUUGUACUGUUGCAUCUUUUUAUUGCACUAAAAGGACAGUACUUGCUCGAUUUUGAGUAUGUAGUAAUGGUAGACGUUAUCCGAAUCUGAUUUUCAUGUUUUGUUGAGUUGUUUUCUCAGUAUAAGUGUGCUGAAAUGCUGAUACCGUUGACCUUUAAGUGGAAAUGUGAGUACUGUAUGAAUGGACAGAGUGGGUGGGGGUUAAGCUAUUUUUGGUGAACCAGAUUUUGUGCCAAAACGUUGACAGACUGGCAUGCUGGUAGAUACUGUUCAUUGAUUGUUUAUUUGAUGUGUUUUUCCAUCUGUGCCUUAUUCUUGUGUAGAUUCAAACACCGGAUUGGUAUAAGGAUGUUAAGCGGUCGGAAAUGAUGCAGUAUUAUGCUGUUGUGUACAAUUUCAAAACGUUUGCCAGAAUGGAAUUUUAACUGAGUGCAUGUAAAGCCAGCUCUGGUGAGUGGGGAACAAUGUGGUGUGCUCAAUUCCAAAAUAUCAUGGUGGCAGGACUAGGAGAGCAGGUGAGCUGGUGAAAUAUGGAAUACUGAACAUGUGCUACUUUCCCACCCAAGCUCCUGCUCACACUCCACGGACAUGUUAAGCUUUGAAACAAGCCAAUUUAAAGUAAUUUAUAUUUGUGAAAAGCCACUGUUCAGAUUAAUUGUACUGUACAUAUGUUUAUAUACCUAUAUGUAUUAAACUUUCCUACAUCAUGGACAA
Messenger RNA from Cyprinus carpio (common carp), 8285 nucleotides. RefSeq names its product chromodomain-helicase-DNA-binding protein 2 (gene chd2). Gene Ontology annotation, cellular component: nucleus; chromatin. Gene Ontology annotation, biological process: nucleosome organization; regulation of transcription by RNA polymerase II. The transcript is spliced from 36 exons. Lineage: Eukaryota; Metazoa; Chordata; Actinopteri; Cypriniformes; Cyprinidae. Gene Ontology annotation, molecular function: histone binding; ATP hydrolysis activity; ATP-dependent chromatin remodeler activity. The record is from RefSeq and is a predicted model, not a curated record. Bases 1434 to 6725 code for a protein of 1763 amino acids.